AUGCCUGCCAUUGAAGAAAUACCAUAUCCUAAAGAUAUUAUGAGAGAAAGCGAGAGAGAUCUUGUCAAUUUAUUAGUUGUCGGCCCUUGCUGCAAUGGCUUGAUUUGUGUUCGUGAUUAUUUUGACUGCUGGUCUGACACUGAGUAUCAUUACUCCGAUUGUAAUAUGAUUUUGUGGAAUCCGUUAACCUCUGAUUAUAAAAUUAUACCAGAAUCUGAUGCUUGGAUUCGCCCCGAAUCUAGCGAUUUUAUUUCAUUGGAUAUAGCUGAAUUUGGAAUUGACAGAAAAACCAGAGACGAUAAGAUAUUCAAGUAUUUUACAGAUCGUUCGGGGAAAUGUCAUAUUACGGGUGCAAAUGGUGAAUUUCAUUGGUGGGAUACGGAUUUACAUAAUAAUUAUCGAAAUCAAAUUGUUUCUUUCGACUUGAGCGAUGAGAUAUUCAAAGCAGCACCCAUACCAGAUGCUUCAAGUAAGGUGUACUAUCAAUAUCACAUGAUUUUCACUAUAAGUGAUUAUGUCGCGUUGCUUCUUUCUCCUAAUUGUGAUUGCUUUAUAGAGCGCCUAGAUAUGUGGGUAAUGUUUGAAUAUGGAGUGGUGCAGUCAUGGUCUAAACUCUUUACGGUAUCCUUCUCUUCCCAUGUGGAGCGACCGUUAGGAUUGCUCAGAAACGGGGAGAUUUUUAUUGCGACCGUUAGGACUGCUGAGGAACGUGGGGAAUUACUUCUAUGGAACCCUUGUACGGAAGCAAUCAGCGAUAUUCUAGUAAAUGGAGUAGAGGAUUCCGUACAAAUUGUCACUUUCAACGGAGAAGUGAAUCAAGUUUGA
Molecule: messenger RNA, 825 nt
Organism: Mercurialis annua (annual mercury)
Lineage: Eukaryota; Viridiplantae; Streptophyta; Magnoliopsida; Malpighiales; Euphorbiaceae
Product: F-box/kelch-repeat protein At3g06240-like
Exons: 2
Coding region: 1-825 (274 amino acids)
Source: RefSeq, a predicted model, not a curated record